CGGUCGGGGCCUGGGGUCCGACACCACGACGAAGCCCCAGUUGCUCGCGAGAUACGAUACCGAGCUAGUUGGAGUGUCGUUACCAGCCAAUACCACACCUUUUUCAGAUACUUUUUUUUUCUAUCUCUCUCUCUCUCUCUCCCUCGCACACUCGCGCAACGAUAACUGUACAUCGCGAGCGCUCGUGUGUGGAGGCAUCGAAGGACAUUGGAGGAAAAAAAAAUAUAUAAUAAUUUUCCUGGCGGUUUAUUUGUCGCGAAUUGUCACUGGAUUUAUCAAUUUUCAUGUGCGAAUGUCAAUGGUCACCGGUGGUUACUCGCCGGAUGGCAAAUGUCAUUCGGUAGUUCCGGGAGGCCGAUGUUUAUGAAGUAAAGCUCGGGCUUUUUUCAGUGGUGCUGUGAGGAGAAAUUUGUGAUUAUUUUAUUGGAAAUAGACUGAGGAAAUAAUGCCGAAGAUAUUUUGGCUGAAGGAUCGACUGCACCAGCAGCAGCUGAGGCUGCUGGAGGCCCAGCAUCUCAGCAAAUCACCACCGCCGGGCAGUGGAAAGGACAGCCCUCUCGGUGGAUCCGAACCCAUCAGUCUUAUUGUUAAUAAGCAUCAAUAUCGCGACAAAACUGAUGAUGAUCGUGCGACGACCCCGGAGUCCUUCCGCAGUGCGAGUCCCCCGAGUUCACCCCCGCCACAGUGGCAGCCCUCAGCCCCAACCUCCCCCCGUCGUUUCAUCUCCAGUAUUCUGGGAGGGGACAUACCCUACGGUAGCCGAGGCCACGUUCUCACCCGUGCUGAGCGCAAGGAGUACAGUAGUCCCCUGGUGGUGCCCUCCCCCGACAAACUCCCCGGCAAAUCCGAGAGGAUCGAGCUUCCAAGACCACCGACACCGCCGUCCACCUCCAGAAUAAAACCGCCAACGAGAGUCUCCGUAAUUCAACGAGUGCCGCACCAGACGAAGCCACGAAAGGAGCACACGAAGGUGGAAGUCCCGGCGUCUCAGGAGCCCGAGCAGGAGCAGCCGAUAGACUACGCCGUACCCAAGCGAAAAGAAGACGUCGACGAUGAGCGGGGGCGAGAGGGUGCCAAGGCAUCGCGGACGUUCGGCAAUUCGAUUGCAAGACCACUAUUGGCGAUGCGACUGUCAGCCCCGGGUAUCCUCCAGGCGGCGGCCGGUCACGGAAGAUCUACGAACUCCUCCAAUACAGGCUCCUCCUCAGGAUCGAGCAAUAACUCCUCUACAUCGGGUGGCAGUUCGUCCGGCUCCGGUGGUCUGAGUUUUUCAUCCUCCGGUGGUGGCGGUGGUGCCAUGGGUGGUGCCGGCGGCGGCAUGAAUCCAGGAGGAAACGGCGGCCGAGGUAACUACGGCCCCAGCUCACCUCCCACCGGCUCAUUACCCCCAUUUUACGAGUCUCUCAAGGGUGGAAACAAUCUCGCCAAUUUCGCCAAUCAAUAUGGCACCCAAGGAAAUAAUUUCCUCACACCGACUUCCGUCGGUAUGGAGUGCGACACAGGACAGCAGGACCUCAACUCCCAGCACUCUUAUGGCGCUCAGGAGGGCAAGCAGUAUCAGCUGCUCCAGAAUAUGGCGUCCUAUGGGCUUGUCCUGAAGGAGGAGGAGGAGGACCUCUCGUCCGUUUACAAACUCCAACCGGAUUUACUCUCCGGGCAGUACGGGGGGUACGAUGUCACUGAUUCUGGAAUGAUGGUGGACAUGGUGACUGGGACUAUGGUGGAUCCACUCCAGUUCACGGCGACCCUGACAUUCAGCUCCCCCACGGAUCACAACGCACUUUUGGAGAGCCUGUCUGACGCAGCUGAUCUGUUCCUUCCUAGACUUCCUGCAGACGACGGCAACGAUCUCCUCGAGGAGUCCCUACACUCACCGGCUUCGGCCGGCAGUGGCAUCAAUCAGGAGGGGCAAAUGACAACACCCGUCGAACCCAGUGUCGACCCCUUCCCCGAACACGGGAUUCCCCUGUCGAGGGCCUUCGACGGCAACGGGAGGCACUACAAUACCACACACUAUUCGAAUAAAUUGUCUGGGAUCACGUAUCCUGAAGGGGGAUACCAGCAGGUGGGAAAGGAACGGUCCGAGCUGGGGAUUCACAUCAAUCAGGGCCAUCAGCAGGAGCCACAACUCCAGCAACUUCAGAUUCAGGUGCAGAUGCAGCAGCAGCAGCAGGGACAGCAGGCACGCUCUCCUCAUCAGCAACAUCACCAGGGACUGCUCAGCCCGGGCUUGAAUUUCCCCGGAAGCAGGCUGGAUCUGGACUCUGGAAGUAGUGUAGGGGGUAGUCUGCCAAGUCCUGGAGCUGGUAGUUGUUCACUGGAUGGAGCAUCAGCGAGCACAUCACCUGCCUGUGGCCUCAUGGAGCAUGCACCUAGUCCCUCUGGCGUUUCGGCUACUGUGAGUUCCCCUGGGGCAUCUGAUUCACCGUCCACUCCGCGCUCGGGUGUCCUCCAGCAGAGGUUGGGACUUCCUGGCGAUUGUCAGUUGGAAUUCGUUAAUGGUGGGCAUGGGAUUAAGAACCCACUGGCUGUCGAUGGACAGAGGACACCCACCACCAGGGACGAGGAGAGGGCACCUAGACCAGCUGCUGGAAAGGAGGAUGAUCCCAGUCGCUUCACUUGUCGAGUCUGCAGCAAGACCUUCAGCCUCCAACGACUCCUCAACCGCCACAUGAAGUGUCACAGCGAUGUCAAACGCUAUCUGUGCACCUUUUGCGGAAAAGGAUUCAACGACACUUUUGACUUGAAGAGACACACCAGAACACACACGGGGGUCAGACCGUACAAGUGCAAUCUCUGUGAGAAAAGUUUCACGCAGAGAUGCUCGUUGGAGAGCCAUUGUCUCAAGGUCCAUGGGGUUCAGCAUCAGUAUGCUUACAAGGAACGUCGUACAAAGGUAUACGUCUGUGAAGAGUGUGGUCACACAACUCAAGAGCCCGAAGUCCACUACCUCCACCUGAAGGACAAGCACCCGUACAGUCCAGCUCUGCUGAAGUUCUACGACAAGCGCCACUUCAAAUUCACCAACAGCAAUUUCGCCAACAUGCUGCUACAGACUAGAGAAAUGAAAAAUUGAGAGAGAGAGCAUUGAAUGAACAAUUGUUUAUUCUUUGCUGAUGUGACUGCAGGACGCGAAGGGGACGAGCAAGACCAUCAGAAGAACGACAGCAUGGCAAUUUGGUCGAGCCUCUUCGUAGUGACUUAACGACCGUAAAUAGUGAGGUAUCCUUAAGCCAUUUGGGAUAAAUAGAAAUGAUUGUGCCUUCGAUAGUGAGAGAAAUGAGGAAGAGGCUGUAUUUAUCCCAUGACGACUAAAUACAGUCGUAAAUAGGGCUCAUAAAUAAGAGAAGGGAAUUAGUAUUCAAAUAUUUUCAUUUUAUGAUCACAAGUCUCCCUGAGAUAAAAAUAAUGGUGUUUCACUUGAAAAGCAAAGGAAUAAUUUCCACCAGAUUAUUAAUAGAAUAAUCCUCUGAGGAACUCGAAUUCAACGUUUCAAAAAUGAAAUUCCCCUCGAUUUCACUCCACGAUACGUUGACUUUCGACUUCAAAUGGCAAUCCAGAGUUUCCCGAUAUUCCCCAAUAAAUAUUGUGAACCUCUCGAUUAACAAUUACACUUCUAAUAAUUAUUUAAUGGUCAAUUAUUCUCAAAACGCAUACCUUUGCGGUAGGGUGUCCUGUGAUAUAGGGAAAAUGGAUCUUACACGAUUUUAUAUUAAAACCACGCACAUCACACUACACAAUUCAUCAUCACGAAAAGAAAAAAAUAUAAAAAAAUGAGAAAAAAAAUACGGGGUAUCGUGCAAUUUUAUAAUUUUCUUCUUCUUCAAGGUGGUAGGAAACAAAUUAACUUAAUGAAUUUAGCAUAGAAUAUAGUGAUGGGGCAGCAGCCACUGAUCACAGCUACCCUCAUUCUGAUUAUUAUUUAAAGAAACAUCAUGUGUAAAUUUUAGAUUGUAAAGUAUAUUGUCAUCGUGGUGCUCAGUGAUUUAUCAAAUCCCAUAAAAAUACAUAAAAAUCACGGUGCUCUGUAAAUAUUUCACAGUUAGAAUUAACGGUUAAUCAAUGAAUAAAUGAAUAAUUAUAAUUUAUAAAUCUCGACUUUUGCAGGCAUUGUGAUUGUUCGCUUAAAAAGACUGUAAAUACUGUGUAUUUUUAUUAUUCAAAUCUAACGAUCGUCAAAUGCACGUAAUAUCUUAAGAUCAUUUUUUUAUUAAUGAAUACUAUUUUUUAUUCCCGAAGUUAUGGUCACGAUUGAAUAAAGUAUGUCUUGUAAUACUCAAUAAUAAAAUUUCAACGACAAUUGACGAUAUGAUAAACAACUGUCACGAUAAUGCAUAAUUAUUUAAUUAAAUCGUAAUUACGUCCAGUAUUUGUUAUGUCUCUAGUAACAAUUUUUAUAUAUUAAUUUUAUUCACAUUAUCCCUCAUUGUUAUCUCAAUUAUUAGACCAUUUUUUUCGAUGCAUCAAACCACUUAAUUAUUAAUUAUUAUUUCGUAUUGAUUAAUUAAAUGAUGUAAUUGAUAGCUGAAUUUAUUGAGGAAAGUAUUUAUAUUGAAUGUUAAAUAACUGCAGCUUAUUCUGAUGUGAAUUUUAUAUACUCAGAAGUUUUUUUUCCAGAGGGAGAUAUGCACGUCUAUUUGUUGAGUGAAUUUAUUUUCCAUGACUGUGUAGAAACGUAAGGGAAAUUAUGAAAAUGGGUUUAUAGAUUUUUUUUCUACUCGUAACGAUGUAUUAUAGAGGUCCGAGGCAUGAUAUUUGGAUGUUUAAGAAUAAUUCAUUUUAUCAAUGGAGAAUAUAACGGUUAAUACAGUAUAUUGUACGUAGAAGAAUAAAGAGAAUAAAAUUAUAUGAUAUUUUA
Messenger RNA from Diachasmimorpha longicaudata, 4858 nucleotides. RefSeq lists its product as uncharacterized. Gene Ontology annotation, cellular component: nucleus. Gene Ontology annotation, biological process: regulation of transcription by RNA polymerase II; epidermal cell differentiation. Gene Ontology annotation, molecular function: RNA polymerase II cis-regulatory region sequence-specific DNA binding; DNA-binding transcription factor activity, RNA polymerase II-specific. NCBI's taxonomy places the organism in Eukaryota, Metazoa, Arthropoda, Insecta, Hymenoptera, Braconidae. The coding region runs from base 446 to 3076 and encodes 876 amino acids. The record is from RefSeq and is a predicted model, not a curated record. The transcript has 7 exons.